AUGGGGGCGUCGUUGACGAGGGCAGCUCAGUGGACCACACUCAGCGCUGGUAAUGGCAAACUAGAGAUCACACCACUCAAUGAGUCCUUGUUGAAAGACAUCCUCCACUUUGUAGAACAAUUCAGCUCCAGACAUCCGCAGGAGGCCAAGUAUGUGUUCAAGGAGCCACUGCAGUGGAGCACCACCUUGGUGCCUUCUGAUUUCAAAACAGGCUAUGACAUCAGUGGCCCAACUGUACAAUCUGAGGAAAAAGACAGUGAAGAACACCCCUUGUUGCAGCUCUUCCCUCCAACCAUAUCCGUGCAAAGCUUUAGUCAACUUUCUAAACUGGUUCAGCUGGCAAACGAUAAGAGGCUGAAAGAGGUUCGAGCUUGUCUGGAAGAGAAUAGAGACCCCAUAGUAAAGAUACUGGGUCCAAGCUUUGCUACUGCCCUGAAGAAAGUGGACAGCUCUGUGCUGCGUCUGGUGGAUGAUGUGACAGGAGGGCAACAGGCCAAGGACUCUGAGGUCAAGGCCAAGCUGUUCUUCUUGCUCCAACACCUAGACAUCCAGCUCCUCAGCAGCUCCCUCAUGAAGAUAUCCCUAGAAGUCAGACUCAACCCUGCAGCGGUGAAGAAUGAAAUAGAGCUGUUGAAAUGCUUCUGCAACAAAGGGGAAAAGAGUGUGUUGAAGUCGGUUCGAUACACAUCAGAUUAUGAGUUUUCCAAUGGUUGUCACACACCUCCGUGGAGGCAGGUGCAUGGUGAGAUUUGUUACCUUGUGAUUGAGCCCUGUGACACUGAGACACUCUACGUCACCUGCAGCACAGCUGGAGUCUUCCUAAAUGGGGGUAUAAAACAGGAAGGAGAGGAGAAGGCAUAUGAGCAAACAAGUGAAGUGUACAAAGAUGUGGUAACACUUCUGAAGAGUCGGUCUCCACAUUUUGCAGAGAGCAUAAACAAACAGGAUUUUGCAGUUCAAGAAGAACUUCCAUCAACACAAAAGAUCCAACAUGUGGAAUCGGUUGAUGGGGAGGAACAAGGCCAACCCCAGAGGUCUUACGAGCAUCAGGAAAAGAAUGUGCAUGAGAGGGCGAGACAACAGCACACAGCGAACAAGCCAGGCAGCAAAAAGAAAUUAGAACCAUCUCUGAAAUGGAAGAACCUCGGUCUCCUGUCUCCCUAUGACGAUGGCUUUCGAAAAGAGAAGCCUACUGAGAAACGGGAGAAGAUUCUGAGAUCUGAUCACAAGAAGAAAGCUGAUUUCUCUGGGUCCUCUCAACCAGGGCACCAGUCCUCCCAGAAAAUUAAGACCUCAGCAAGAGACAUGCCGAUAGUGGAUUUCAGUGAGAGUUCAUCUGAGAGUGAGGAGGACGAGGACCAGCAUGAACGACGGCCAGAGAGUAACACAGACCUGCCGGCUGAGUACUGGCAGAUCCAGAAACUGGUCAAGUAUGUCAAGAACGGCAAUCAGACGGCCACUGUGGAUGCUCUAUGCUGCAUGAUGGAGUUUAAUUUAGAGCAGGAGACGUGCCAACUGGCCAUCCGGGAUGUAGGUGGCCUUGAAGUCCUCAUUAACUUGCUGGGUACAGAAGAAAUCAGAUGCAAAAUUGGAUCCCUGAAAAUCCUGCGGAAGAUUAGCCAAAAUUCUCAGAUCCGGCGUGCUAUUGCUGACCUGGGUGGCCUGCAGACCAUGGUGAAGAUUCUAGACUCACCAGUCAAGGACCUCAAAGCCUUGGCUGCGGAGACCAUCGCCAAUGUGGCCAAGUUCCGCAGAGCAAGGAGGACCGUCAGGCAGUACAGAGGCAUCAAGAGACUGGUGGAACUGCUGGACUGUGUUCCUGAUUCGGCCACGCUGACUCCAGAGCAGGAGAAGGAUGUAGAGGUGGCCCGCUGCGGGGCUCUGGCCCUCUGGAGCCUUAGCAAGAGUACCAGGAACAAGGAGGCCAUCCGUAAGGCUGGGGGUAUCCCUCUAUUGGCACGUCUGCUCAAGUCCCCCCACGAGAAUAUGCUCACCCCUGUGGUGGGCACUCUUCAGGAAUGUGCCUCAGAGGAAAGCUACAGAAUUGCUAUUCAGAGUGAGGGCAUGAUCAAGGACUUGGUCAAAAACCUCAGCUGUGACAACCCUGAGCUUCAAAUGCACUGUGCCAGUGCAAUCUUUAAGUGUGCAGAGGACAAGCUUACCCGUGAUCUGGUGCGACAGUACAAGGGCUUACAGCCCCUGGUUUCUCUGCUGAGCAAGGCAGACAACAAGCAGCUCCUAGCUGCCACCACCGGAGCCAUCUGGAAAUGUUCCAUCAGCAUGGAGAACGUGGCUAAGUUUGAGGAGUACGAAGCCCUGGAGAUCCUGAUCAGCUUGCUAACUGAGCAACCUGAGGAGGUGCUGGUAAAUGUAGUAGGAGCUCUGGGGGAGUGUGCACAGGUGCCCGAUAACAAGGCCAUUAUCCGCAAGUGUGGGGGCAUCCAACCACUGGUCAACCUACUCACUGGAACCAACCAGGCACUGCUUGUGAAUGUGACCAAGGCAGUUGGUGCCUGUGCCACAGAGAUGGAGAGCAUGGUGAUCAUUGACCAUCUAGAUGGUGUUCGCCUGCUCUGGUCGCUGUUGAAAAAUCCCAACGCAGAUGUUCAAGCCAGUGCUGCAUGGGCCAUUUGUCUGUGUAUUGAGAAUGCAAAGGAUGCAGGGGAAAUGGUUCGCUCCUUUGUCGGCGGAUUGGAACUGAUUGUUAAUUUGCUGAAGUCAACAAACAAAGAGGUUCUGGCAAGCGUUUGUGCCGCCAUCGCCAAAAUAGCCAAAGACGAGGAGAAUCUGGCAAUCAUCACUGAUCAGGGGGUCGUCCCAAUGCUGGCCAAGUUGACAAACACAACCAAUGACAGGCUCCGUCGCCACCUGGCCAAGGCCAUCGCCCGCUGCUGUAUGUGGGGCAGCAACAGGGUGUCCUUUGGGGAUGCUGGAACUGUAGCCCCCCUGGUGCGCUACCUCAAGUCCAAAGAUUGCUCAGUCCACCGUGCCACAGCCCAGGCCCUGUACCAGUUGUCGAAGGACCCCAACAAUUGCAUCACUAUGCAUGAGAAUGGAGUAGUUAAGCUCCUCCUGGGUAUGAUCGGCUCCACGGACGAGAUCCUCCAGGAGGCCUCUGCAGGCUGUGUACGCAACAUCCGACUUCUGGCACUGGCCAAUGACAAGGCCCGAUACGGUUAA
This is a messenger RNA of Lampris incognitus (smalleye Pacific opah), 3180 nucleotides long. It is a transcript of the gene odad2, whose product is annotated as outer dynein arm docking complex subunit 2. Gene Ontology annotation, molecular function: protein binding. The transcript has 20 exons. NCBI's taxonomy places the organism in Eukaryota, Metazoa, Chordata, Actinopteri, Lampriformes, Lampridae. The coding region runs from base 1 to 3180 and encodes 1059 amino acids. The record is from RefSeq and is a predicted model, not a curated record.